AUGGAUCUCUCUCCCGCUUUCAACGAAGCCCUGCGGCGGCACGACAAACCGCCCAUCAAGCCCCAUGCGUUUGACUUGGAUGGCGUCGAGGCUUUUGUAAAGGAAGCCUACCGCAUCAACAAGCACAUCUCCGAGCUCAACCAGUACCUCCACUCCAUUCGCCAGUCUUACCUUUCAGCAGCGCAACCUCCGCGUCGGAGCCAACUUGCGCGCACCAACUCGUCUUCUUCGAUCCCGCGGUCUGAAAAAGAGCGCAAAUACCUGACCGAUGCGCAACGCGAGCAGAUCGAUGCCGAGACAAAACAGCUGCUCCGAGAGCUGAGCGGCGCGAUUAAAAAUCUCGCCGACGCAGAAAAAGUGCGCCAGUCCGCGGAUGAGACGAUUGCGUUGCGGAAGCGCGCGACGAAAGGAUUAGGAGCGCUUGGAAGAUGGGCAGCCGGAGGCGCAAUCACGGCGAAGAGCCCGGAGGAGGAGCUCGAGGAGGCAAAGCAGAACACAAUUAAGAUACAUCGCGAUGGUGUCAUAUGGUUCCUCAGCCGGAAGCUCGAAGAGGUCAGCGGCUUCCAGGCUUCGAUGAUGGAGAUUCGGCUGGAGAGAGAGCGGGAGAAGAGCAAGAGCGUGCUAUACAAGGCACGGGGAAUGCAGAUGCCCACGAUAGACGACCCGACUGGUGGCUACUCUGGCGGAAAAGGAGCAAGUAUGGACGAGAAGGCCGGACAGCAGGUCGAGCAGCAAUUGAGCGAGGAACAGCUGCAGCUGUUUGCAGAGGAAAACCAAGACAUGCUCAAGCAUUACGAGGACACGCUCGACAAAGUGCGGGCUACUGAGCGGUCCCUCCUCGAGAUAUCGGAGUUGCAGAGCACGCUGGCCACCAAUCUGUUCGAACAGCAGGCGCAAAUUGACCAGCUGGUGCAAGACUCGCAUCUUACGACCGAGAACGUGGGCAGCGGCAACAAGGAGCUGAAGCGAGCAACGGAGAGGAGGAGCAUAGCGCAGGCCAUCUUCUACGCGACGUGCGCAAUGUGCGGAACCAUAGUGGUGUGGGACCUGAUUAUAUGA
Lasiodiplodia theobromae is the source of this 1059-nucleotide messenger RNA. RefSeq names its product Snare protein syntaxin 18 ufe1 protein. The transcript has 3 exons. Bases 1 to 1059 code for a protein of 352 amino acids. The record is from RefSeq and is a predicted model, not a curated record. Gene Ontology annotation, cellular component: SNARE complex; endoplasmic reticulum. Lineage: Eukaryota; Fungi; Ascomycota; Dothideomycetes; Botryosphaeriales; Botryosphaeriaceae. Gene Ontology annotation, biological process: retrograde vesicle-mediated transport, Golgi to endoplasmic reticulum.